Messenger RNA from Dermatophagoides farinae (American house dust mite), 4281 nucleotides. RefSeq names its product serine/threonine-protein kinase D3 (gene PKD). The record is from RefSeq and is a predicted model, not a curated record. Gene Ontology annotation, biological process: protein phosphorylation; intracellular signal transduction; phospholipase C-activating G protein-coupled receptor signaling pathway. Gene Ontology annotation, cellular component: cytosol. NCBI's taxonomy places the organism in Eukaryota, Metazoa, Arthropoda, Arachnida, Sarcoptiformes, Pyroglyphidae. Gene Ontology annotation, molecular function: protein serine/threonine kinase activity; ATP binding.
AUCCUUACAACUUAAUUUCUUCAACCAAUGAAUGAAUGUCUAAUGAGAAACAUGAUGAACGAAAGAAGGGGAGAGAAAACGAGAAGCGAAAAACGAAAUGCAGCCGACAUAAGAAUAUGAACAUACGAGAGCUUGUCACCCUCCUUUGUGCCAAUGAACCAAAUGUUGAAUCGACCAGAACAACUAAAUCGACCUACCAACCAUGCAAGCGCUCAACCAACACACAACAUUAGUCUUUUCUCUUCAAUUCAUCUUGGUGAUCAACAGGCACAAAGAAAAACUAGUUUUUUCAUUAUGGCUCGAACCUGGAAUUUUUUUUAUGUUUAUUCAGUAUGAUAUAUCAUACCUGUAGUUGUGUAUUGCUGUUGUUCGACCAUUGACAACAACAACAACAACAACAAGUUUUAUGGUCAAUUGUGCUCAUCAUCCAAAGUACAUGGAUUCAACGACCCUCAAAAUUGGAAUUUGAUUCUUAUUCUUCAUUCGGACAUUAUUUCUUCAUUUAGUCAAUCAUUGUGUUUUCGUUUGUGUUUGUGUGUGUGUUUAAAAAAUUUCAUCCAAUGAUUCUUCCUGUUCGUCAUCAUAUAUAAUGAUUAUAACCCUUUUGUUCAGCCGAAUGGAAUCGGAUUUUGUGUUUCACCGGAAUGAUUAGAAAUAUUGCAACACAAAUACAAAAGAAUUAAGAAAAAACAUCUCUCAUACAAAAUUGUGCAAUCCCAAUUAUCAUCCCACACUCAUCAUCAUUAAAGACAUCAUCUUCAGUGAACAGCGAUUGUUUUAGUGUUACACCAAUACCAUCGCCAUCAGCAUCAUUAUCGCCUUCGAAUACGAUAUACAAAAUGGCCGCAACCGAAAUCUGUAUCAAUAUGCAAGCUGGUUUGGUCAAAGAUUUGGUCAAAGUGGAUACAGCCGAAUUGACAUUAAAAACAUUGAAAGAAUAUGCUUGCAACUUUAUCGACCGAAAGUUUCCCGAUCAUGGUCUGAAUCGGCUAACCGAACGUUUACUAUUGUUUCGUCAUGAUUAUAGUUCGAAAAAUCUUUUAUUGCCAAUCAAUGUCGUAUCGGAAAUCACCGAAGGUUCGCUCAUCGAGAUUGUUGUCUCAGCCAAUCCACCAUCAGAUACGGUCCAGAUACGUCGACAUUCAUUAUUGAUACAUUCAUACAAAUCGCCAACAUUUUGUGAUUUCUGUGGCGAAAUGUUGUUUGGUCUGUUUCACCAAGGUCUCAAAUGCGAAGGCUGUGGCCUCAAUUAUCACAAACGUUGUGCAUACAAGAUUCCAAACAAUUGUUCAUAUGGCCGACGACGCCGUUCAUCAACUUAUCUGCCCUUACCCAACAGUCCCAAUGGAACGAAUGGCAUCAUGAUGGCCACUUGUUCUCCAUCACCGUCAACACCAUCGAUUGGUUAUGUCAGUCAAUUAUCAUCGGCAACCAUGUCAACCAUGUCUACCGUUUCGGAACAGAGUUACAUCGACAUUCAACGAACAGCAUCCUCAUCUGGUUCAUUGUCCACAAAUGAUGUGAAGUUUUUGUCGGCUUCCACAUCACCGAUUCGUGAAAGAUGUCGACAGCUUUCGAAUUCGACCAUUUGUUCCAAUACAUCGACAUCGACGAUCAUGACCACUGGUACUGGCGGCGGUGGUCUAUCCUCCAGUCUCGAUAGUAGCUCAGGUGGAUUGAACGGAACUGUAAGCGUUUCUGGACGACCAGCCUGGGUGGAUAAAAAAUUUGCCGAACGCAUACGUGUGCCUCACACGUUUGUGGUGCACACAUAUGCAAUACCUACCGUUUGUCAGCAUUGCCGAAAAUUGCUCAAAGGCUUCUAUCGACAAGGAUAUCAGUGUAAAGAUUGUAAAUUCAAUACACAUAGAAAAUGCAUGGAAAAAGUGCCACAAGAUUGUGCAGGUGAAGCGCCCAAAGAAUGGGAAAUGGAACAAUCAAAUCAAAUCGAUGAUUAUUUGGAUAAAAAUCAAAUUGAUUCCGACAAUGAAGAUCAUGGAUCAUCCAACGACAAUAAAACUGUAUCAAACAAUAAAAAAGGGACAAAUUAUGAUUCCAACGAUUCGAAAGAUGAUGAAGAUAAUAGCAUCGAUUUGAAUGCCCAAAACAACAACAAUAACAACAACAACAACAACAACAAUAAUAACAAUAACAAUAAACAACGCAAUUGCAAAGGACAAACCGAUGAUGAUGAUGACGAUGAUCACGAUAAUCAUCGCCAACAGCAACAUGCCAAUAACAAUAGUGGCAGUGACGAUGACAAUCAUAAAAUCAAUCGAAUCGUCAGCGAAACCAGUAGUAGCAAUAUACCAUUGAUGCGUAUUGUGCAGAGUGUUAAGCACAUAAAACGUCGUCCAUCAAAAGUGUUAAAGGAAGGAUGGAUCGUUCAUUACACCGAUAAAGACCGUACGAAACGCAAUCAUUACUGGCGUUUGGAUACCAAGGGUAUCACCAUGUUUCAGAAUGAAUCGACGGCCAAAUAUUAUAAAGAGAUACCGUUACAAGAUAUAUUACAUAUCGAUUCAGACAAGUGUUCAUUACCCGAUGAUCAUCAAUCAUCGACAACCAUGGGUUAUAAAUUUGAGCUUAAAACACAGAAUGUGACCUACUUUGUAUGUGAACCAGAUGAUGAACGAUCACGGUCAUGGGAACUGGCCAUACGACAAGGUUUGAUGCCUGUCCUGUCGCCGAACGAGAAUGGUUCGAUGGUUGAUUCAAAACAACAACAGACCAAGCAUUCGAAUCAAUCAAGCGCACAAACACAUGGCAAUCACGGUAGCGGUGGUCAUGCCUUGACCAUAGCCACUAAUGAUGAGAAUCGUAAUCAGAACGCGGACAUUUCUCAGCAAUAUCAGAUCAUUAUCGAUGAAAUGUUGGGUGCUGGCCAAUUCGGCACCGUUUAUGGGGGAGUACAUCGUACUAGUCGGCGAGAAGUGGCCAUCAAAGUGAUCGAUAAACGUCGUUUUCCGACCAAACAAGAAGCACAGCUCAAAAAUGAAGUAUCCAUUUUGCAAACGAUUUCACAUCCGGGCGUAGUGCAUCUGGAGAAAAUGUUUGAAAACCAUGAACGAAUAUUCGUCAUCAUGGAGAAAUUGAGUGGCGAUAUGCUUGAAAUGAUUCUUAGCGGUGAGAAUGGCCGUCUCAACGAACGAGUUACCAAAUUUCUCAUCUAUCAGAUUCUUGUGGCACUUCGUUAUCUUCAUGCACAAAACAUUUGUCACUGUGAUCUUAAACCGGAAAAUGUUUUGCUUUCAUCAAACAGCAGCUUUCCACAGGUUAAAUUAUGCGAUUUUGGAUUCGCCCGUAUUAUUGGUGAGAAAUCGUUUCGUCGUAGUGUGGUCGGAACACCGGCCUAUCUAGCUCCCGAAGUGCUUCGAAACAAGGGCUACAAUCGUUCAUUGGAUAUGUGGUCGGUUGGUGUCAUAAUCUAUGUGAGUCUUUCCGGCACAUUCCCGUUCAAUGAAGAAGAAGACAUUCAAGAUCAGAUUACUAAUGCUGCUUUCAUGUACCCGCCUGAUAUUUGGAGAGACAUAUCACCUAAAGCGAUUGAUCUCAUCGGCAAUUUACUACAAGUGAAAAGUCGCAAACGUUACACGGUGGAUAAAUCAUUAGCUCAUCCAUGGCUAGAUGAUUAUUAUGUUUGGUGUGAUCUACGGCGAUUAGAGAAACAAACGUCAACAAGAUGGCUUACACAUGAAUCGGACGAAGAACGUUGGGAGCAAUAUAGACUCAAACAAAGAAUGCCAGAGAAUGAUUUUGGUCCGAUCAUUACGGGUCAUCAUGAUGAUGAUGAUGAUGAUGAUGUCGAUACACCGAAUGAAGAAGAGAAUCGUGAUAAAUUCAUCACAAUCACCAACACUGAUUCAUUCAGACGACGUACUAAUUACAGCAGCAGCAGCAACAGCAACAAUAAUAAUAACAACAAUGGCAAGGAUUAUGGCCACCAGCAUCAGCAUCACCAUCCCCGCCAUCAUCAUCAUCACAAUCCGAAUAAAUCGAAUGGCAAUGGACAUGCAUUUAACCACAAUAAUGCCAUCAUUAUCAACAACAAUAAUAAUGAUGAUUCGACAGCCAAUUUGGAACAGAUUUAUAACAGCAAAAGUAACACGACCAGCCGUUUGUGAUUCAUUCAUAUUCAUCAUUUCAGACAAGCAAUUAUAAAUCUAAAAGAUAUUCUUAUUCAUAUUUAUAUUGGUUCAAUUGUUUUUUCUCAUUUCUGCUGCUUCAUUUUAUCGAAUUUUUGUAACGUGCCUCAAAUAAAAAUGAACUCGAGAUAACGAA